Messenger RNA from Mercenaria mercenaria, 2663 nucleotides. RefSeq names its product mucolipin-3-like. Gene Ontology annotation, molecular function: NAADP-sensitive calcium-release channel activity. Bases 158 to 2167 code for a protein of 669 amino acids. Lineage: Eukaryota; Metazoa; Mollusca; Bivalvia; Venerida; Veneridae. Gene Ontology annotation, cellular component: lysosomal membrane; plasma membrane. The record is from RefSeq and is a predicted model, not a curated record. The transcript is spliced from 15 exons.
GUGUAAAUCAAGUAUAAUAUCUAAGGUAUGAACAUUCGGUAAUUUGAAAAAAAAGAACAACAAACACACAUUAAAAUCAACCGUUUGUUUUGUACUACAUUGUAUAAGGGAUAAUGCAUGUUCUCUUUGCAGUUGAUGGGAUUAAACAAAUUUGAAAAUGUCUGCAAAAUAUAAAACAGAAUCGAUUGAAAUUCGACAUGUGAUCGACGGAGAUAAGAAAACGUGUCCAGAUAAAGAGAAUAGCGGUAUACAAGAACGCGUACACACUGCAAGUAUUCCCUCACACGAAGAACAGAAACAGGAGGCCGACGAGAGUUACAUAAAUGAGGCAACACACCUUCGAAAGUUGUUGAAACUGUACUUCUACGCAGCAUUCAAAUGGAAGAACAAUACAUGUUCGUUUCAUCUCAUCUACUGUUUUGUCUUUUUGAUACAAGUCAUCAAAGUUUCACUCAUAACUGAUCAGAUUUUUAAGUUCAGCUAUGAUCGCGGUAACUUCAGCUCGGUUGUGAACAGAGGUCAUCUGACAUUAAGACAUCUCUUACUGCAAGGAUGGACUGCUAGUUGGGAAACAUUGCCGUAUCCACCAGCGCACGGAGAUUUCGCUGUGUAUACAAUAGACGACCUAGAAAGUGGGAUAAACUUUGCAGUCAGCCGGUAUUACAAUGCGGAAGAGGAAGCUAUAGGAUAUUAUGUUAGAAUGAAAGAGGACGAAAUGACUGCAACAAUAAAAUAUUUCACAUUUCCGGGCUUUGGUGACACACAAGAUGAAGGAAUAAAUACUUUUGACAUUACAUUCCCGACUGAUGCAGGUUUGACAUCAACUAAUGUUGGCAACAAAACUGUAUACAGUUACAAUGUAACAAAAGAAUUUGCACAUCUAAACCUGUCGCAGCCUAUGAAAAGGAUGUUGUCUACGACUCUUCAGUUCUCGUUACACUCUGUACGUUUACACAGGGAUAGCAAACUUGCAACAUGUUUACAAGUUAAGGGAGAGGUGAUAUACACGGACCUGGACAAUAACGGUCAGGUAAAUGUAGACCUAGAGACUCAUACCACAAGAAUUGAAUGUAAAACCAUGAACCUGACUUUAGAAGAUUGGGAGCUGAAAAGCACGUUAAAGGAGGUCGGCGGUGCAGUGAUGGCAUUCUGUGUCAUAUCUCUAGUGAUAACUCUUCUUGCAAUUUCUUUUGGACUGUAUGUGUAUUGGAAAACAAAAAUGUUCAUGAAGGAGCAUAUCAAGGACUUCUACGGGCACCGGGAUGAAGAAAAGGAAGACUUACCUCCGUCGGAAUAUUUUCGAUUCUUGAAGUUCUGGGAUAUCACAGUGAUUGUUUCAGACAUUCUCACACUUGUUGCUACAGAUUUUAUUACGUAUAAAACAGAGGACCGAGAGUUGAUGAUAGAAACGCUCGAUUCCCAAACAGUCUGGCUUGGUAUAGGUUGUGUCUUCGCUUGGACAAGCAUACUCAGAUUCUUCAAGUUUAACAUUAAAUUUCAUCUGUUAUUCAGUACCUUAUACCGUGCAUUCUGGGAUGUUAUGGCAUAUCUCAUCUGCGUGACAGUUCUGUUUGUUGGAUUCUGGGUAUGUGGAUAUGUCGUCAUGGGACCCUACCAUGUCAAGUUUCGUACACCUGAGGCAGCUGCAGAAACAUUAUUUGCUACUGUGAAUGGAGAUGAAAUUUAUGCAACGCUUGCGAUACUUGAAAGCAAGAAGAGUGGAGGCAGAUGGAUAUUCUGGUUCUCACGGUUCUAUAUCGGAUUAUAUGUGGCGAUCUUCUCGAUCGUUGUUAUAAAUUUACUUAUAGCGCUGUUCAUGAAUGCCUACGACGCUAUUAAGGAAUUGUAUGCAAAUAGGCAAGAAGAGAAAGAUGUGCGACCAGUGGAAAAAGCUGUGCGUCGUUAUCUUACAAAAUAUGAUUCUUCGAGCAAUAACUUACUCGUUUCUAUCAAGGGUCUUUUGACUCAACGUGGGUCAGGUUCGGCUGAGGAAACAGAAUUAAAAUAUGAAUUGUUAAAGAUUGUGAGUGUAGAUAAACAGGAAAACGAUGGGAAGUUGUUAAAACCAUUAACAUUGAAGUCAUUUAUAGAGUACAAAGAUGCGCCAAAAGAAUGCUGUUGCUUCCAAUGUUCUUUCAUUUUUAAGUAUUUUAUCUUUGUAUUAUAAAACGAAGUGAGUAGAGAAUUAUUUAAUUAUGACUUUACCAUUUUACAAAUCGCUUGAAAAUCACUGUGAAUUAUUGAACAAAUUAUGACAUCAUUCUAGUCGUUUUUAAUUACAAUGUGUAUAUAGGCUUCUUUUCUUUCGCCAUGUUUAACAUUUUGGUAUAAAUGUCUUACCUACAGAAGUGUAACUUAUUGUUGUUCAUGUUUCAUUUAUGUCUUUGCUAUAUUAUAUAUACAAACGCAAGGUUUUUCAAUAGAGUUGUUAAAAACUAUCAAUAAAUGUUCCUUGCUAGUCAACUCGAACGAAUAUCUUGUUCAAAUUACUAAACUAUCGAUUAAGGCAUCGCUACAGUGGCGGCCAUUUCACUCAAAAUUUUACAUGCAAAUUUUCAUUAAAAUAAAAGAUAACUUAGUGGUAACAAUAAAGUCAAUAAUUUUGUCAUAAUAUGUUCUAAAUAUCAAUUUGAACAUAUGCACAUAAAAGGAUUUGCAUUUCA